UUAUUUAUUUUAUUGUGUGGAUUUGAGACAGGAAGCCACAGUUGGAGCUGAUGCAACGUCAGCGUCGUCACACACUUGUAACCGGCAGAGCAGCUGGGGGUCAAGAGCGCCGCCACAGUGGUGAUUCAUGACUCCGCCCCAUUUAUUCUCCACCUGCUGCUUUUGGCUGAGCUGUUUGUCCGCACGUCGUCCCGUCCCACCCACAGUUUCUCUAUCUGUGGUUUUUUUGGGUCAAUGAUCCCUCAGGUGGACAGAAUCAGGAUGUUAUCCAAACAUCUCCAUGGCCUGUCAGAUGAUGAACUUCUGAACCUCGCUGCUGUUGACAACAGACUUCAUGAUCUUCCUCACAUUCAGCAAACUGCUGCUCAUUUCACUUCACGGAAGGUGAAUGAGUCUCUCUCUCAGCUUCAUGUCUACACUCAGUCUUUUAAGCAUCACAUUGACUGGCUGAUAACUGCUCAAUUCAACUUCAGUUUGCCCACGCAGCCAGCUGAGGGCGCCAGUGCUCACCUGCUGCAGCUGUCCACUCUCAUCCACACAGCUUUACAUCAGAUGGACGAAACGUCUACUCAGGCUCCGCCUCCCUUCCUCCCUGUUGCCGCCUCCACCUUUGACGUGCUCCAGUUCUCUGUGGAGAUUUCUGAGCGGCUUCAGGUCUUCUGUUACUGGUCCAGGAGACUUUUACGGCAUCUCCAGAAACUCUCGCGCUGCACUCGACGUUAAGACCUUUGACGUCAUUGUCGAGCAAAAAAAGAAAACCACUGUUAACUUUUGCGAUUUUUACCCAGCAAGGCAUUAGCAUAGCAAUGCUAGCAGCCAGAGCCGGAUUACACAAAGGCAAACUAGGCACGUGCCUAGGGCCCGAUUGGCAGGGGGCCCAGACAGAGGGACAAUCGAAACCUAAAAAUGACGAUUUAGGCUCCUCGUCCUGAUGACGCGACGCUGUCAGGGGCUUUCUAAGGACAGUCUGCUCUGAUCGACAGUCGCGCUGGGGGCAGGCGGGUGGGAGAAGCUGCAGUGAGUGCACAUGUCCGCGGCGAGGUGGCGGGGGUUCGCUGUAAACCACCUUCGCCCCGAGCCCUCCAAGCCGAUCUAGAGUCGGUCGCGGCGCACCACCGGCGGAGGAAAUUUCAUGUCAAACUUAAGUGUGACACUGCACUAUAACCCUAACCCUAACCCUAACCCUUAGUCUAAAAGACUAAAACUAAGACUAAACCAAAUUGGCUUCCAAAAACAACACUGCACAGUACACCAUCCAGAGAAACCUACUGCAAAUUGUAUUGGUCUUUGUAUAUUUGACUACUUAUUAAACUAUUCAAUUUAAUCAACACAUUUAAUUAAGAUUUUCUGCAAAAUGAAAUAGCUUACAACAUUUAUCUUAUUUGCUCUGUUUACAUAGCAAUGCUGACACCUAUUGGUGAUUUACUGGUACUACUGCCUUAACAAUGACACUCGCAAUGGAUAAGAUAAGGAUAAUUUAAUAGCAUUUAAUAGAGCCUUGUAGUAAUGUAUAAAUACGGUAAUACAAAUCAAAAAAUAGUGUGAUAGACUGUUUAAUAUACGACACAUGACUUAUUUUGGCAUACAAAGAACCAACUUGUAACCAAAGACUACGCUAUGUAAAAUGUGAAUUGACUUUUAUUAGUAACUUUGGUAAGUUUCAGAUUUCAAUUCAUAAAUAACAUCGAUGGAGGGGGGCCCAAAAAAUACAGUCUGCCUAGUAUAGUCCAUUUAUUUAAUCCGGCUCUGGUCUCAACGUGAAAAUGAAAGCUCAAAGCUGAAGUUACUGUAGCGUCACCUUUUACGUUUACGACUGUUUACACGCUCAGUGCCUGCGAAAUGUUUGUCUCCUCAUGAGCUAAAUUGCAACAAAAUAUCCUGGAACCUUUUUUUGUACUUAUUUAGAUGCUAUUUAUGAGCUUUUUUUACAUUUUAUAUAUUAGUGUGAGAUGCAGGCAUCUCAUUGGGUUAUGUAAUAUUUAAUAAUAAUAUUAAUAAUAAAGUAUUGUC
Solea solea (common sole) is the source of this 2010-nucleotide messenger RNA. RefSeq lists its product as uncharacterized. The record is from RefSeq and is a predicted model, not a curated record. Gene Ontology annotation, molecular function: cytokine activity; growth factor activity. NCBI's taxonomy places the organism in Eukaryota, Metazoa, Chordata, Actinopteri, Pleuronectiformes, Soleidae. The transcript has 5 exons. Gene Ontology annotation, cellular component: cytoplasm. Gene Ontology annotation, biological process: positive regulation of cell population proliferation; positive regulation of MAPK cascade. The coding region runs from base 235 to 723 and encodes 162 amino acids.